UGUUUGCUUGUUUUUCAUAAUAAGACAACUAGUUUUCUUAUACGAAAGGGAAAAUUUCCGAUCUUUUCGUUCCGACUGCAUUCGUUUACUUUUCUACUAAAUAUCGAUUAAGCCGUGCGUGUGACAUCGUUAUCGUUUGCGCCGGAAUGUUAUUUGAUUAAAGUUUUGUGUGCUGGAUAUGGCGGGCAGUAUAAUAGGUUAGGUAAAUUUUUAAUGUGUGUAAAUACUAAAUUACGGAAUUUAUUGUGAGUUAUGAAUGAGAUAUAUAUGCAAGAGGUAAACUAUGGCUUUCCAUCUGAAGCGAAUUAUCCAUUGGGUGAUGAUCAAAGUUUUGUGACAGCCACUAUGUCUUUGGCUCCAUUUUCCGUCUCUUACAGUUCCACAAGCAGUACAGCUACACAAAAUGCAUCCUACACAACUACUAGUCAAACAAAUCUCCAGAAUAGCAAUCCUUUCACAGAUCUUAAUGUCAACAAUAGGCCUCAUCACCAACAACUGAGCCACUCUCAGUUGAAUGAAGUUAAUCGUAAUGGUCUACAGAAUUCACUUGCUCGUUCCCCAACCUGUCGUGACCGUCCAUCUGAAAAUGUCAUUGAUAGUCACCCUGUUGACCUGUCUAGUCCUAAGCCACAAAACAGAUAUGGACAAAUGGGUUACUUGAAUAUACCACGAGAUAAUACUGGAGCAUUUGCAGGUUAUAAUCGCCCAGGAACUAACUAUGAAAAUGAAAUGGAUACUGGUCGACCUGAUUAUGCUUCCGGGCGAGUAAAUGGUGAGCAACCUCAGCAGCAGUCUCACCAUCCCCUUGUAGCUCAUGGUGCUCUUAGUCUUCCUUUACUUUCGCAGGGAAGAGGCCAUGCACCUCCAAGUCCCAUGGCAACCCCUUCUCCACCUGUUGAUGACAGGCACAGAAGCAAGAGAAAGGAUCAGAGGCUAACUAGGGAAUGUAUGAAAAAGUACCUUAGGGAACGAGGUGAUAUGGUGCUAGUAAUAUUACAUGCAAAAGUUGCUCAAAAGUCUUAUGGCAAUGAAAAAAGAUUUUUUUGCCCACCACCUUGUAUAUAUUUACUUGGAGAUGGAUGGAGGAAGAAGCAAGAACAAAUGGUGCAUGAUGGCGAAAGUGAACAAGGCUCUCAGUUAUGUGCUUUCAUUGGAAUUGGCAAUUCAGAUCAGGAAAUGCAACAGUUGGACUUCAAUGGCAAAGUGAGUAGCUAUUGUGCUGCCAAAACUUUGUAUAUAAGCGAUUCAGAUAAAAGGAAGCAUUUUAUGUUAUCUGUAAAGAUGUUUUAUGGCAAUGGAGAAGAUAUAGGAGUAUUUCAUAGUAAAAGAAUUAAAGUGAUUUCCAAGCCUUCCAAAAAGAAGCAAUCUAUAAAAAAUGCUGACUUAUGUAUAGCAUCCGGAUCAAGAAUUGCACUGUUUAAUCGAUUACGUUCUCAAACUGUGAGCACUAGAUAUCUUCAUGUGGAAAGUGGAAAUUUCCAUGCUAGUUCUACCCAGUGGGGAGCUUUUACUAUUCAUUUGUUGGACGAUACAGAAUCUGAAUCUGAAGAAUUUACUGUUCGUGAUGGUUAUAUUCAUUACGGUUCUACUAUAAAAUUAGUUUGUUCAGUGACUGGUAUGGCUCUGCCAAGACUAAUUAUUCGUAAAGUAGAUAAACAAACAGCCUUGUUGGAUGCAGAUGACCCUGUUUCCCAACUUCAUAAAUGUGCGUUUUAUAUGAAAGAUACAGAAAGGAUGUACCUUUGUUUAUCACAAGAGCGAAUUAUUCAAUUUCAAGCAACCCCUUGCCCUAAAGAACCAAAUAAAGAAAUGAUAAAUGAUGGAGCAUCCUGGACAAUCAUUAGCACAGACAAAGCAGAAUACACAUUUUAUGAAGGAAUGGGACCUGUAAGGACUACAGUAACUCCAGUGCCAGUUGUACAUAGUCUUCAUUUGAAUGGAGGGGGAGAUGUAGCUAUGUUAGAAUUAAAUGGAGAAAAUUUUACUCCUAAUUUGAAAGUAUGGUUUGGAGAAGUUGAAGCAGAGACCAUGUACAGAUGUCAAGAAAGCAUGUUAUGUGUAGUUCCUGACAUUUCUGCCUUUCGUGAAGGAUGGCAGUGGGUGAGGCAGCCAACACAAGUGCCAGUAUCCUUAGUUCGUAAUGAUGGUAUUAUUUAUUCAACGGGUCUAACCUUUACCUAUACUCCUGAACCUGGUCCUAGGACUCAUUGUCCUGCUGUGGAAGAAGUUUUGAGGCCCCCCGAUCUUCGAAGAGAUGAUCCCAGACAUCCUUCACACAUGUAUUCCACUUCUGAUCACCCCAUGUAAUUAAGCCAAUCAAAGUCCUGUAGGAGCUGUGCUCCUGUAUGUCUUGCAAAAAUAAACUGUAGUAUGCUGUGUUCAUUCUGAACAAAAAUUUAUUCACUGUAGUUAAAAGGUCUGAUCAAAGUAUCUUUAUACAGAUCUCAUAUCAUUUGGACAAACAGCUUUGAUGCAAAAUGUGAAGUUUUAUUUUAAGGCAUUUUUUUUUUCAGGUUUAUUUCCCUUUAUAACGACUGAAGAAUCUUUGAUUUUGUUUGAGUGUUAAUUCUGUGGCUGUUUCUUGUAUUUUUUUGUAGAGAGAAUUCUUGUAGUGUCUCAUUUAUUUUUCAUUGUCUCAUUUAUCACUCAUUGUAGUGUCCAUUAUAUUUUUCCUAACUUAUUCUCAAGAGGUUUUAUAAAUUGGAAAUAGAUUUCCUUUUCUUCAAAAACUCUGUUUCAUUAAUAAAUCGAGUCCAAGGUUGACUGAUAGUUAGCAUUGGAAAAUGAUACUAUUUAAUUUUGUGCAGCUCUGAGGCUUUAGAUAGGAUUUUAAAUAAUGAGCCCGUGAUCAAGCAUUUUCCUCAUUUUUCUCGUAGUUCACUAUAAAUACUGUUCGCUGAAUAGCACCUUUAAAUUUUAGUAAGCUUGGUUCAUGUAUUAUAGCUUUUGAACUGAAUUUCUUUGAAUGCAACUUUAUUGGAAAAUAUAAAUUUUUACUAUUUGCUCAUUUACUUUUUAUUAUGUAUAACAUAAAAAAUGAAAUUAGUUUACUAUAUUUGAUUUUUUUUAAGGCUUUGAAAUGGAUAUUAUUCUUUAGAAAAGCCUUGGUAGAAAGGGGACUUUUAAUUAUUUGAUGUUGAAUAAACAUCGAUCAUUACCUUAUUUGUCUUUUAUUAUUCAUUCUUUAGACUUUUUAUUUGAAAAGUAAAAUUAUGGCAUUAUUGAUCAUAAUUUGAAUGGAUUUGUUAUAGCCAAAUUUAGAGAUUAGUCCUUAUUUUAAAGUAGUGAAUAAAAAUAAAAAUUCUUUAAAAAAAAUUGAAAAAUGAAUGAGCAUUGUACCUUAAGAGAAUUUAAAUGAAAGAACACAUUAUAAAGUUUGAAUUUUCAUGUGGGAAAUUUUAAUUCAAUUUACGUAAAACGAAUGUAUGUUUUCUAAAAUUUCUUGAUGUGAAAAUUCCUUUGUCUAGAAUAUAAGGAAAUAUAUUUGAGGCUAAUUUAUUUAUACAAAAACUGAAAGCUGCUGUAUGUUGAUAGAGUGGAGAAUAGAUUUAAAUUGUUGUGAAUGAGUCGAUUUAUUGUAGAUGAGCAAAUAGUAUUAGUUGGAUUUAUUAUUUAUUUCAGUUUUUAAAGUAUAAGAAAUACAUAUACUCUCUUUUGCUUUUUAAUACUUAAUUUGUACUAAUUUGCUUAGUUUAAUCAUAGUAUAAAAUUUUCUCUUUUAUUUACUCUGUUCUUAAGAGCACAGUAACAAACACUUCUUUUAAAAAUUGUGUUAACUUUUGAUUUUUUUUUUAGGAAUUGUAUAUAAUUUGAAAGAAUAAAUCCUGCAAAAUUUCGAUACUGAUUUUUUCCCCCCCUUUAAUCAUUCACUGUUUCAGAAAUAAGCAUAUAAUAUGAGCAUUGUAAAAUCUAUUCUUUUUUGGAUUUUUCAAGUUUGUAUAAAACACCUUAAAAUUAUUUGUUGAGAGAUGAAAGAAAUGAAAAUUGGUCUACAAGGACCUGUAUUAUAUUUAGUAGGAAAUACUAAUUAUAUUUUCAUCACUAUAAAAAUAGACAAAAAGAACCCAAUAAUAAUGAGAAAUAAAAAGAUCUUUUUAAAAAGGAUUUAAUUUAUGAUAAUAAAAAAAAAAAUCCUUCUGGCCCUGUAUAUACUAUGAGGAAUAUGUGCAUAUUUUAAAUGUACAUAAUUCCUUUUUUUUUAUCAGUUUAAUACUGUAUGUUUCUUUUAAGGACUUUUUUUGGUGAAAAGUUUAGUAAUAUUAUGUACGGAUAGAAAUAAAUUAAUUUUAGUAUUUGUUUUAAAUCUCUUUGUGUUUACAGAAGAAACAUAUCAAUCUUUUAAAAACACCUUUCAAUUAAUUUUUCUAAUAGUACGUGAUUAUUUCAUCAUUGUUUAGUUUUUAAUUCUAGCUAUCCCAAGAACAAUCAUUAGAUCUGUUAUUUUUAGUAAAUGAAUUUCAUUUAUAAAGCAUUCCAUUAUUUUUCUGCUAUUGUAGUUUUAAAUUAUUAUCCUUUUUAAAAUUUUUAGACAUUUAUAGAUUUCUAUGAAAUUGAUACAUUGCAUUUUUAUAUUAAUUGCACUGAAAAUAUAUAUACUCUGUACAUAUUUAGCAAUAUAUUAUAUUCUAUCAUUUAUAAAAUAAUUCUCCAUUGUUGUACAUAAAUCUUAUUACAUGACUUCAUAUGUAGACUUCAAUGUUGUCAAUUUUGUAAAUAUGUUAUCUGUGAUUCAUUCAAAUUUGUUGACUGAGUGAAGCUUUAAAAAUUUGUACCUUUGUUGUUAAUCCAUUUUUAUAAUUUGUGGUGAAGAGGAAAGCAGCCUGCUGUUGAACUAUUUGAUGCUAAUGAAGAAACAAAUAUUUGCGUUGUAUUAAUAUAUACCUUCAAAAUGACUUACACUGUGGGUCCUGGCUAUAAGUAGAAGCUGGUAUUUAUAAUUUGGUCUCACAAAAAUGAUGAAAAUAGUAAAUGAAGUUAGAAAAAUUUAAAUUAUGAAUGAAAUCUUUAUAGCUGUUUAUCUUGAUUUUAUUAAAAUUCCAUGUAUAAACAUAUCCAGAUAUUAUUAUUAUUUGUUAAUCUCUAAUGAAUUAUUUGGCCCCUAUUUUGUUUUUCCAUAUAUUUAUAUGUGGCUCAAGAAUUAAAUUGUUCAAAAAUGCAGUCACAAACAGGGGGGAAAAUAAUAAACAUUGUUUUGUAGAUAUACUGAAAUUGUGAAUGGAAUACAAAAUUAUUAUAUUUGUUUUGUAUAGAAAUAUAACUUUUCUUGUAAGAUAUUAUUAAAAAAUAAGAUAUUUUUAAAAAAUUAAAAUGACUCUGCAAGGGAAAAGGAGGAGUGAGUCUUUAGAAGAAAAAUUCAGAAAAAUGAGCUUAGUUCUUUCUGUUUAUUCUAAGGUAUAAAAAAAUUAGCCAUAAGUUAAAAAAAAAGUUUUUCCUGUCAAUGCUUUAAAAGAAUGUCUUAUAAAAUGUUAAAUAACUUACCUCUGAAGUAUUUCAUUAUACAAAGCUUGAAGCAAAGGCUAUUUCAUGUUUUUAACAGGAUGUAAUAUUCAUUUUAAAGUGAGCAGAGUAAGAAGAUGUAAUAUAACUGGAUAUUCUUCUCUUCUUUGUUCAGUUAUUUUCCUGUGGCAUAUAAAAUAAGUUUUAUUGAUUAGUAAUUUAUGAAGGUGAUGCCAUAGCUAGUAAUUUUAUCUUGAUUUAGCUUACAUUCUGUUUUUGAGAGUAAUUUUGGAAAUGUUGUCUUUAAUGGUUAAGCACAUGCUUAAUUCAUGUCAUUUUACCUAAUCUGUCUCAUUGAUUUUAAAAACUAGCUCUGUUAAUCAAAAUCAAAUGUUUAAUCACAGUUAAUUUACAAAUAUAUUAAAAGAUUGAAUUAAUUUUAAGUUGCAAAAUUCUAACUUUGCUUUCAUUUGAUUCAAAGUCUUUAGCUAAGUUGGACUAUAAAAACCAAUUUGAAUGAUUUUCAUUGUGUACUUGUUGAUCUAUACUGUUGACAUAUUAGUUUUGAAAACUCUACUUUAGGGAUUUUAAACUUCAUUAAUUUUAAUUAUAGAAUUUCAUGUGUUUUUAUUUGUUUGUUUAAUAUUCAUGUAUUUUGAUAUUUAGCUGAAAUAAAAAAAAAAUUAAUUCAUGAUUUAAUAAGAGAGCUUUUUAGUUUAUGAAAUCAAACUUUCUAGUGAUAACGAUUCCUUCAAGGCUGUUUUUCUUCUCCCUUAGAGUAGAACUGUAAUUAAAUAUUGUACAGAUAACU
Molecule: messenger RNA, 6247 nt
Organism: Argiope bruennichi
Lineage: Eukaryota; Metazoa; Arthropoda; Arachnida; Araneae; Araneidae
Product: recombining binding protein suppressor of hairless-like
Exons: 15
Coding region: 253-2307 (684 amino acids)
Biological process (GO): regulation of transcription by RNA polymerase II
Cellular component (GO): nucleus
Molecular function (GO): DNA-binding transcription activator activity, RNA polymerase II-specific; RNA polymerase II cis-regulatory region sequence-specific DNA binding
Source: RefSeq, a predicted model, not a curated record